GAAGCUAUGGCUGUCAUCCGCACUGCCAGUGGCUUGGGCGCCAUUGGAAGUGACCUCAAAGAAGCUUGACACUUCACAGGGAUGGAGAUGGAAAUGCGAGCGAGGGAGAAGAUACAGAUAGGUCAAAACAUAACUCCACCUCUCCCUCCCCUCGCUUUCUCCCUCGUCGAUCCCUUCCUCUCAUCUCACUGUUCCUCAUGCUUCUCUCCUAUCCCUUCCCAUGGUCAUCACCCUCCUUUCCUUCCUCCCUCCCUCUCCCACAACGACCAUCUCCCAUCUCUCCUCUACUGCUCUCGUUCUUGCUCUCUCUCUGACUCCCCCCUCCACCUCUCUUCCGGCGAAUUCCACUUCCUCCAAUCCCUCCCCGGUACCUCCUCUUCCCUGCCCUCUUCCGACAUUCGCACCGCCCUCCGUCUCCUCCACUCCGUCUCUGUCCCCUCCGCCAAUCCCCACCGCAUUUCCGGCCUAUUGAUCAACCGCUAUCGACUGAUUUCCGACGAUUCUUGGGUUUCAUCCAGCAUUCGCCAGGGGGCCAGGGCGAUGGCCGCCGCCAGGAGGAGAGCGCGAGGGGAGGAAGGAGUCCUGGAUGAACAUGACCUCGUUUUGGAGGAGUCGGUUCUCUGCUUGAUCAUCACAAACGCUGUGGAGGUGCAGGAUGAUUCUGGGCGCACCCUCGGGACUUCUGUCUAUGACUGGGCUUUCUCUUGGAUCAAUCACAGUUGCUCUCCCAAUGCCUCUUACAGUUUUGAGAUCUCCCCACCCAACGCCACUUCCUCAAAUGAGAACUCGAGGAAGCUGCUGAUCGUCCCGCACGUCAUUGGCAAUGACAAUGCUGAAGGAGAGAAUGUUGGUUCUUGCUAUACUGAAUUUCAACAAGGGAGAAAUCAAGGGUUUGGUCCAAGAUUGAUAGUUAGAAGUAUCAAGACGAUUGAGAAAGGCGAGGAUGUGACUAUAUCCUACACCAACUUGUUGCAACCUAAGGCAAUGAGACAAUCAGAGUUAUGUGCAAAAUAUCACUUUAUCUGUUGCUGUAGGAGAUGUAGAGCCUCACCCCCAGCUUAUGUAGAUCACGUGUUAGAGGGAAUUUAUACUUUCAAGAGAGAGUUUACAAGAAACUGUUCUGAUAACAACUUCUACACAGAUGAAGGGGAUGAAUCAGCUAGAAAAAUCACCGACUAUGUUGAGGAAGCCAUAAGUGAGUAUCUUGAUGUUGGUGAUCCAGAGUCUUGCUGCGUGAAACUUGAACACAUGCUUUCUCAGGGUUUGGUGGAUGAGUACUUAGAAACAAAUGACAGAAAAUCACAGCUUAUCUACAGGUUACAUCCCCUGCACUAUCUUGCUCUCAAUGCAUACACCACACUGGCUUCAGCAUAUAAAAUACGCUCUGAUGACUUAAUGGCUCUUCAUUCUGAAGCUGAUGUCAAACAGUUGGAAGCUUUUGAGAUGAGCAGAGCCAGUGCGGCAUACUCACUGUUGCUCGCAUCUGCAACUUACCAUCUCUUUUUGUCAGAAUCUUCUCUGAUUCUAUCUGCUGCAAAUUUCUGGACAAAUGCUGGACAAUCCUUAAUAUCCCUUGCUACUAGUUCAGUUUGGGGUCUGUUUAUAAAAAGGCAGUUGCUUAUUCCGUAUCUUCCUUCUCUUGCAAAACAUGAAUGCACCAAGUGCUCAAUGACAGAGAUAUGUGAACCUAAUUUAUCUUUUAGUCAAGUUCCAUAUUCUGAUUUGGAGGAGAUAUCCAGCAAGUUCACAAACUGUGUUACUAAUAUGGUUCGAGAGGUUUGGAGUUUUCUGGUUCAUGGUUGCCAUUAUUUGGAAAUAUUCAAAGACCCCAUUGAUUUCAGCUGGGUUGGUCAGUCUUCUAAUAUUUUGGAUUUUGAGGGUUGUUUGGGCAGCUCUAGCAAGCAUUCUAGACAUGAUAGACAGCAUGAAGGGUGGUAUGCUAACAAGAGGGAAACUAUAUUUCAUCUUGGUAUUCACUGUUCACAAUUAGCUUCUGACUGUAGGCAGCAGGAGAAAAGAUCAACAAUACUUGAGUUGAGGGUCCAAGGGCAACCGCCAGGUUAUUUGGUGCAGAUAGUUCUCGUGUCUCUAAUCUGACGGGCCUUGUGCUUGACUGUGUGACCCCAUGGCCACCAGAAUGAACUAUCAAAACAAAAUCGGACUAUACAUAUAUAUACACACACACACACACACAUAUAUAUAAAGAAAGGAAUGUAUU
Carica papaya (papaya) is the source of this 2218-nucleotide messenger RNA. Its product is annotated as SET domain-containing protein. The record is from RefSeq and is a predicted model, not a curated record. Gene Ontology annotation, molecular function: protein binding. Lineage: Eukaryota; Viridiplantae; Streptophyta; Magnoliopsida; Brassicales; Caricaceae.